AUGAGAGAAAUUGGGAAUGGAGCGUUUGAUUCUACUAGCAUGCCUCUAGACAAUCAGGUUCAAAUUGCUUGUGAAAAGGUGAAGGGAAUGAAUGAACUUCAACAAGGUUACAACUUAGUUGGUCUCUCACAGGGAAAUAUGGUAGCUAGAGGGCUUAUAGAGUUCUGUGAUGGAGCACCUCCAGUCAAGAAUUUUAUCUCAAUAGGUGGACCUAAUGCUGGUGUUGCUGUCUGCACUGGUGGCCCUUGGUGUGCCGAAGCUGGUGGUGUUAGAAUAUACUCCGAUUAUGCUCAAGCUCAUUAUGCUCCUAGUGGCUAUACCAAGCUUCCAAAAGAUAUUGCUGGAUAUUUGAAAGGUUGUAGGUAUUUACCAAAGCUUAAUAAUGAAAUUCCUAAUGCAACUAAUCCCAUUUAUAAGCAGCGUUUCACCAGCUUGAAGAACCUUGUACUUAUCAUGUUUGAAAAUGAUAGUGUGAUAAACCCAAAAGAAAGUUCUUGGUUUGGCUUUUAUCAAGAUGGAACCUACUCUCAAAUUUUGCCACCGCAACAGACUAAUCUUUAUUUAGAGGAUACGUUUGGAUUACAAACAUUGGUUAAAGCUGGAAAAGUGAAGUUCAUAAAGUUACCAGGAAUUCACCUUGGAAUGGAUAUUCAAGAAAUGCAGCAAUAUGUUGCCCCAUAUUUGAUUGAAUAAAG
Messenger RNA from Nicotiana tabacum (common tobacco), 695 nucleotides. The record is from RefSeq and is a predicted model, not a curated record. Lineage: Eukaryota; Viridiplantae; Streptophyta; Magnoliopsida; Solanales; Solanaceae.